GUCCUUUUCCGGUGUUUGACGCGUGCCUCUGCUGCAGUUUAAGUUUUCUCGAGCGGCUGCUUGGGGCACCGAUGGCGGAGCGCAGGCGGGGCAGUGGCAGAGGACGAAGCGGGCUCGGGCUUUACGGGGCGGCCGCCGCCGUUUUGGCCGGGCUGGAAAGCGGGGAGGGUUCUCUGAAGACCCUUGUGUACGGAAGCAGCUUCCAGAACCCUCGGCUGCUGUUCGCUCUUGUGUCAGAGACCCUGCGCUAUUCUGAUGUGUUGGACUCUAUCUUGGGUGCUGCUGGUUUGCUCCGCAUCGAAAAGAAGCUGCAACCCCAGCUGGCUAAGGUGCUGGUGUAUGACUUGCUCUUUGGCAAGGGAAUGUGCGGUGGUGGGCGUGGGAAGGCCUUGGUGCUGAAGCACCGCGCACGGCUACAGGCUGAGCUUGCUCGCUUGAAAGUCCAGAAGAAAGUGAGCCGCAACGAAGACCUGCUGCCACCUCUGGGAGCUGAGGAUGCCCCGCGGGUGCCACGCUAUGUCCGGGUGAACACGCUAAAAACGCACCUAGAUGAUGUUGUGGAUUACUUCAAACGACAGCACUACUCAUAUCAGGGCAAGGCUGGCAGCAUGGAGGAAGUGAGCUCCUUGUCAGGAAAGAAAUUCUUCCUGGACCCCCACAUUCCUGAGCUGCUGAUCUUUCCUCCGCAGACAGACUUCCAUGACAACCAGCUCUAUGUAGCUGGGCAUAUUAUCUUGCAAGACAAGGCCAGCUGCCUCCCCGCUUUUCUCCUCAACCCCCCACCAGGGUCCCAUGUGAUUGAUGCAUGCGCUGCACCUGGUAACAAGACCAGCCAUCUGGCUGCUAUCCUGAAGAACAAGGGCCGGAUCUUUGCCUUCGACUUAGAUGCCAAGCGCCUAGCUACCAUGAGCACGAUGUUGAUGCGAGCUGGGGCCACCUGCUACCAGCUGGCGCAUCAAGAUUUCUUAGCUACAGACCCUCGUGACUCCAAGUACAGUCAAGUGAAAUACAUCCUUCUGGACCCCUCAUGCAGUGGCUCAGGAAUGACCAACCGGCUUCCAGUGGAGGAGAAUGCCCCGCUCCCAGAGCGGCUACAAGCACUGGCUGGAUUUCAGAGAAAGAUGCUGGCACAUGCCUUGAACUUCCCUUCCCUCCAACGCCUGGUUUAUUCCACAUGCUCAGUGCACCAAGAAGAGAGUGAGGAUGUAGUGCAGGAUGUGCUGCAGCAGCAGGGAAAAGACUUCAGGCUGGUGAAAAUCCUGCCCUCUUGGUUGCAUCGUGGCGUGGGCGCCUUUGCUGAGGCCAAGUGCUGUCUCCGCGCAUCCCCCAAAGAAACUCUGACAGACGGGUUCUUCGUUGCGGUCCUGGAGAGGAGGCGCGCAGGGGCCUCUGAAGAAAGCUCUACAGCUGAACUCCCCGAGACGGAAAACAGUACAGGAGGAGACGCUUGUCCCGUUCCCAAAAAAAGGAUGAAACAGGCAAGAAGUGCUUUGUGAACGAACGGUGGAAUUUAUGCACAAGAAGCUUCCACAGGCGGAUGAAACCCUGACUGCUUGUGAGAAUUGCAGCAGUGGUGUGCCGAGACAGUGGACGUUUUGUAGUUUGAGACAAAAUAAAGACUCUUUACUGUCAAAUGGGCA
Eublepharis macularius is the source of this 1640-nucleotide messenger RNA. It is a transcript of the gene NSUN5, whose product is annotated as NOP2/Sun RNA methyltransferase 5. The record is from RefSeq and is a predicted model, not a curated record. Gene Ontology annotation, molecular function: methyltransferase activity. Gene Ontology annotation, biological process: rRNA base methylation. Bases 72 to 1496 code for a protein of 474 amino acids. Lineage: Eukaryota; Metazoa; Chordata; Lepidosauria; Squamata; Eublepharidae. Gene Ontology annotation, cellular component: nucleolus. The transcript has 10 exons.